AUGAAAAUGUCCUUUAAGAAGGAGGCGAACAACGUCCUCCGAUGCCCCGGUCCGCCAGAUGUCGCCCUCACAGCUGGGGACGGUCGCGAGACGUGGGGCAAGAAGGUCGACUUUCUGCUGUCGGUCGUCGGGUUCGCGGUCGACCUCGCCAACGUCUGGAGGUUCCCCUAUUUGUGCUACAAGAACGGCGGAGGGGCAUUCUUGGUUCCUUAUUGUGUGAUGCUGAUCGUCGGUGGAAUUCCCUUGUUUUAUAUGGAGUUAGCUUUGGGACAAUUCAACAGGAAAGGUGCUAUAACGUGUUGGGGAAGAUUAUGUCCGCUUUUCAAAGGUAUAGGUUACGCUGUGGUUUUGAUAGCAUUCUACGUGGAUUUCUAUUACAACGUUAUAAUAGCUUGGGCGCUACGCUUCUUCUUUGCUUCCUUCACAAAUCUACUUCCAUGGACCACUUGUGACAAUCCUUGGAACACACCGAACUGCAGACCAUUCGACUACCCAUCGAAAAAUCACACGGAAUUCAAUCGAUCGGAGAUUGUAUUACCAGAGGUUCGUUUCGCAUCAGCUGCUUCAGAAUAUUUCAAUCGAGCUAUUCUGGAACUGCACCAAAGUGAAGGCCUGCACGACCUUGGCUCGAUCAAGUGGGACAUAGCCCUGUGCCUCUUCGCCGUGUACGUGAUCUGCUACUUCUCCCUGUGGAAGGGCAUCUCGACCUCGGGCAAGGUGGUGUGGUUCACCGCGCUGUUUCCGUACGCGGUGCUGCUCAUCCUGCUGGUGAGAGGCAUCACGCUGCCCGGGUCUGCCGAGGGGAUCGAGUACUACCUGCGGCCGAAUUUCAGCGCUAUCGGAUCUGCAGAGGUUUGGGUGGACGCUGCAACGCAAGUUUUCUUCUCUUUGGGUCCUGGUUUCGGAGUGCUUUUGGCAUAUGCUUCGUACAAUAAAUACCACAAUAAUGUUUACAAGGAUGCGUUAUUAACCAGCGCCAUCAACUGCGGCACUAGCUUCAUAGCCGGCUUCGUGAUAUUCUCAGUGCUGGGCUACAUGUCGCAUGCGGCUGGUCGCCCCAUCCGUGAGGUGGCCACCGAAGGCCCGGGGCUGGUCUUCAUCGUAUACCCGGCGGCCAUAGCAAAGAUGCCCGGCAGCAUAUUCUGGGCGUUGAUCUUCUUCAUGAUGCUGCUCACGCUGGGACUGGACAGCUCGUUUGGUGGUUCGGAAGCAAUCAUAACAGCCUUGAGUGACGAGUUCCCGAAAAUCGGAAGACACAGGGAAAUCUUCGUUGCGUGUCUAUUCACUAUCUAUUUCGUAGUGGGACUGGCUUCCUGUUCCCAAGGUGGCUUCUACUUUUUCCAUCUGCUGGACCGGUAUGCGGCUGGAUACUCGAUGCUGUUUGCCGUAUUCUUCGAAGCUAUCGCUGUUUCAUGGAUAUACGGGACUCAGAGGUUUUGCGACGACAUCAAGGACAUGAUAGGCUUCUCGCCGGGCUACUACUGGCGAUUCUGCUGGAAAUUUGCGGCGCCACUUUUCCUGCUUUUCAUCAUCGUGUACGGCCUGCUGGGCUACGAACCGCUGACCUACGAAAGCUACGUCUAUCCAGCGUGGGCCAACGUCCUGGGAUGGGCCAUCGCUGGUUCAUCGGUGAUAAUGAUUCCGAUCGUUGCUGUGUACAAGAUCGCCGUCACUCCAGGCUCAUUUUCAAAGCGACUCAAAAUUGUGACGACUCCAUGGCGCGACACGCAGGUGAUUGGUGUCCAAUUGAACGGACUCGUUGAGUCCGAUAGCAAAGAAGUUCGUGUCGCACUGCCACCUGAGACUCCAAACUUGACACCUGUUGAGGUGUGA
Phaedon cochleariae (mustard beetle) is the source of this 1833-nucleotide messenger RNA. Lineage: Eukaryota; Metazoa; Arthropoda; Insecta; Coleoptera; Chrysomelidae. The record is from the annotation of a GenBank genome assembly.